AUGGUGGAAAAAGGUAUAGAGAUCUUUAUGGGUGACUUUUCAGUCUUUGGGCCAUCUUUUGAUGGAUGUUUGUCUAAUUUGGAGAGGGUUUUGAAAAGAUGUGAGGAGUCGAAUUUAAUAUUAAACUGGGAGAAAUGUCUUUUUAUGGUGACAGAAGGCAUAGUCUUGGGCCACAAAAUUUCACGCCAUGGUAUUGAGGUAGACAGGGCCAAGAUAUCGACAAUAGAAAACUUACCUCCACCGGUGUCUGUUAAAGGGGUUUGUAGUUUUUUGGGCCAUGCUGGAUUUUACAGGAGGAAAAAAUUGGUGUCUGCUCCGAUUGUUGUAUCACUGAAUUGGGAACGUCCUUUUGAAUUAAUGUGCGAUGCUAGUGAUUAUGCAGUAGGAGCGGUUCUAGGACAACGAGUUGACAAGGGGACAGAAAAUCUAGUUGCAGAUCAUUUGUCUAGAUUAGAAAAAGGAGAAGAGCAUAAUGAGAAAGAGGAACAAAUUGAUGAAAACUUUCCGGAUGAACAGUUAUUUUCGAUUGAAAGUGAAGAAAAGCUACCUUGGUUUGCGGAUUAUGUCAAUUAUUUGGUAGCUAAAGUUGUGCCUCCAGACAUGCCAAAGCAACAACUCAAAAGGUUCUAUUCGAAAGUCAAGCAUUAUUAUUGGGAUGAGUCCAUUCUCUUUCAUCAUUGUGCUGAUCAAGAACAAGGACAGCAGCUAAAGUUUUGCAAUGUGGAUUUUAUUGGCCCAUGUUAUUUAAAGAUGCUAGUGCCUUUGUUAAGAGUUGUGAUCGUUGCCAAAGGACCGAGGAAGUCAUUUCUGCAACAAGUCAUUCACAGCUCUAUGUGCUCGUUAUGGAGUUCAUCAUCGAAAGGCCUUGUUCUGUCAUCCACUUGCAAAUGGUCAAGCAGAAGUGUCAAGCCAAGCCGGGAGAUUAAAAGUAUUUUGGAGAAGACUGUAAACACAUCAAGGAAGGAUUGGUCGAAAAAGCUUGAUGAUUCAUUGUGGGCAUAUCGCACAACCUUCAAGACUCUGAUUGAUAUGUCACCAAAUCAACUGAUGUUUGGAAAGGCAUGUCAUUUACCGGUGGAACUUGAGCACCGAGCUUAUUGGGCAGUAAAAAAGCUGAAUGAUGAUCUCUUUAUAGCGGGACAAAAUAGGCUUUUGGAGUUGAAUGAGCUCGAUGAAUUUCGAAAUGAAGCCUAUGAGAAUGCAAAGAUUUAUAAAGAAAAGUCUAAGGCAUUUCGUGAUAAAAUGAUAAUUAGGAAGGAUUUCCAACCGGGAGACAAGGUGCUAUUAUUUAAUUCUCGAUUGAAGCUUUUUCUAGGAAAAUUAAAGUCGAGAUGGUCGGGACCAUUCACAGUUGUUGUCUCAUUGCUUUAUGAAGCGAUACAGAUUCAUAGAGAGAAGACGGGCCACUUUAAAGUGAAUGGUCAGAGAUUAAAGCACUAUUUGGAAGGACCGGUGGAAAAAUGCAAGUCUGUGUUGCUUUUGGAACCCCUUUGA
This is a messenger RNA of Humulus lupulus (European hop), 1494 nucleotides long. RefSeq lists its product as uncharacterized. Gene Ontology annotation, molecular function: nucleic acid binding. The coding region runs from base 1 to 1494 and encodes 497 amino acids. The record is from RefSeq and is a predicted model, not a curated record. The transcript is spliced from 5 exons. NCBI's taxonomy places the organism in Eukaryota, Viridiplantae, Streptophyta, Magnoliopsida, Rosales, Cannabaceae.